Messenger RNA from Cryptomeria japonica (Japanese cedar), 483 nucleotides. RefSeq lists its product as uncharacterized. Lineage: Eukaryota; Viridiplantae; Streptophyta; Pinopsida; Cupressales; Cupressaceae. The record is from RefSeq and is a predicted model, not a curated record. Gene Ontology annotation, molecular function: RNA-DNA hybrid ribonuclease activity; nucleic acid binding. Bases 1 to 483 code for a protein of 160 amino acids. The transcript has a single exon.
AUGGCCAAAUGGAGUCCUCCCCCCAAAUUUGCCUUCAAGCUUAAUUUUGAUGGGGCUUCUAAGGGUAAUCCGGGGAGGUCUGGUAUUGGAGUGGUCAUUUUUUAUCAUUCUUCUAAGAUUAUUAAAGUUGUGGGAAAAUAUAUUGGUCAGGGCUCUAAUAAUGUAGCCGAAUUUCAGGCAUUAUCUUUUGGUCUUGAUCUUGCUAUCUCUUUGAAUAUUAAAGACAUUGUUAUUGAAGGAGAUUCAAUGUUGGUUUUUCAGGGGGUUUCUGCCAAAAAAUGUAUCUCUUGGCAUUUACAGUACUUGUUAGAGCGCAUUCUUGUGCAAUUGGAGUGUUUUUUCACCUUCACUAUCUCUCAUUGUUAUAGGGAGAUCAAUGUCGUUGUGAAUUUCUUGGCCAGUAGGGUUGUUGUUGAGGGUGCUGACUUCUUAGAGGUUCUUCCUUCAGACAUUCCAGCCUCUUGCAUUAGGAUUCUAUCUUAG